Molecule: messenger RNA, 2064 nt
Organism: Populus nigra (black poplar)
Lineage: Eukaryota; Viridiplantae; Streptophyta; Magnoliopsida; Malpighiales; Salicaceae
Product: abscisate beta-glucosyltransferase-like
Molecular function (GO): UDP-glycosyltransferase activity
Source: RefSeq, a predicted model, not a curated record
UAAUACAUUGAGGUUUCAAAUCCAAUCUAGCCAUGAAUAAUUUUUCACUGUUUACUUUACAAAAAUAAACAGUGGAUAAUGAAACUCUUCACUUUCAAUAAACUAAUAUUUUAAAUCUAACUUAUACUAUAUUUAUAAACAAUAAAUUAUAUCUAAUAAUUAACCAAAUAAUUUUUUUCAGUAAACGAAGUUUCAGAAUAGCAUGUCUACCUUCUACCGACCUUAUCAAACAGCUAUGAUUCUUCCAAAUUAGCUGACGCCCUUGCUGACGUACGUGUAGUGCCACAUCUAGGUUCUUGAGAGUGAUGUCCAUUAUUGUUCGGUGUAAAAAAUGGAUAAAUCCUAUGGAAAUUCAUUUCAUUUCUUCUUAUAAAUAUUCCAUUCGAUGUCUUCACUGAACAUCCCAUAAUUUGGAACUUAUAAAGUCGAAGGCUCUCUUUCUCUCUUGCCUGCCAAGCUUUCAUCCAAAUCCAUCCCCUCUGCAACAAUGGACUUAAAUUCACCUCCAGUUGAAAUGUUCUUCUUUCCAUUUGUUGGUGGAGGCCACCAAAUCCCCAUGAUAGACAUAGCCAGAGUCUUUGCUUCCCAUGGUGCCAAAGCUAUCAUAAUUACCACUCCAAAACAUUCCCUCUCCUUCCAAAGAUGCAUCCACCGUGACCAAGAAUCUGGUCUCCCAAUCUCCAUCCACGUUCUUGAGCUGUCUGACAAUGUUGAUAUAGCCGACACGGACAUGUCUGCAACUCGCACUGACACUUCUAUGCUCCAAGAACCUCUGCAAAAUCUUUUAGUCGAACGAAAACCAGACUGUAUUGUUCAUGAUGUGUUUCAUCGCCGGUCUGCUGAUGCUAUUGACAGUGUUGGGAUUCCUAGAAUUACUUUCAAUGGGAAUGGAUGCUUUGCUCAUUUUGUCCGAGAAAAUAUGGAACGCUAUAAGCCACAUGAGAAGGUAACUUCCGAUUUGGAGCCUUUUAUUGUUCCAGGUCUUCCUGAUGGGAUUGAACUGACCACGUCCCAGUUACCAUUCCUUGGAAGACAACCAAAUGGUGGAGGGUUGCAUAAAAGAAUGCGAGGAUCAGAUGAGAAGAGUUUCGGUGUUAUGGUUAAUAGUUUCUAUGAAUUGGAGACUGCUUAUGUGGACUACUUCAGGAAUGAAUUAGGCAACAGGGCAUGGCUCGUGGGACCAGUUUCAUUAUGCAAUAGAAAUGUGGAAGAUAAGGCCGGGAGAGGCCAAAAGACUUCAGUUAAUGAGCAAACCAUUUUGAGCUGGCUUGACAGUAAAGAACUCGAUUCGGUUCCUUACGUCAGUUUUGGUGAACAAACCCACGGUCUUGAGGCUUCCAAUUACCCAAUCAUCUGGGUGAUAGGAAAAAUCCUUAAAUCAACUGGACAAAAUGGAGAAAGCAAAGAAAAUUUGCUUCCCAGUGGGCUUGAAGAUAGAAUUAAAGAAUCCAGAAGAGGACUCAUAAUAAGAGGCUGGGCUCCUCAAUUGUUGAUAUUAGAGCAACCGGCUGUUGGAGGGUUUGUCACUCAUUGUGGAUGGAACUCAACUUUAGAAGGUGUGAGUGCUGGAACGCCAAUGGUAACAUGGCCUAUAACUGCAGAGCAAUUCACCAAUGAGAAGUUGAUCACUGACGUGUUGAAAAUAGGGGUGAAAGUGGGGAGUAUGCACUGGAUGUCGCCAAGGACCGAGUCAUGGGUUUCAGUGGGGAGAGACAAAGUGGAGGCAGCGGUAAAGAGGCUGAUGGGCAGUGGCGAGGAGGCAGCCGAGAUGAGAAGAAGAGCUGAAAAACUUGGAAUGAAGGCAAAGAUAGCUGUUGAAGAAGGUGGAUCCUCUUGUAAGAAUGCUGAUGCUUUGAUCCAAGAACUGAAAUCUCGCAGGCAAAGUUGAGACUUUGCGUAGCUUGUUACAUGGACUCUGCUUUCCAGGGCAGCAACUGUUCUGGGUUAAUGUCAAUAAAGGGAUGGUAGUGGAUCGGGUUGUAUUUUUAAUAUUUUUUUUUGAAAAUAUAUCACAAUAAUAUUUAAAAAAAAAUUCAAAAAAUGCAUGGUUGUAUGUUAAACACA